AUGAUGCCGAGUCAAACAACAUGCACCAGAUAUACACGACGCUUUGCAGCUCACAAUGUCAUCUUUCAAGGUGCCCUGAUGGUGGGGGCCACUGCACUUUUUCUUGGAGCAGACAAAGGCGGCGGCAGUCUGGUGAAGAAAGUCUACCUUUGGUUUCAGGGGCUAAUUUACGAUGUGGAUCUUGAUUUUGACGGUUCUGGAGAGGAUGCAGCAUCAGGUGGAGAUGCUUGCUAUCAUUUGUUCUUAAAGUUUGUCUUUGGCGGCAAUAAGCAUAGCCAGCUGAAGGGCAUUGUCAAGGGUGGAGGAAGCAAUAGCGGUGGUGGUUUCACAAACGGGAAAAUGAAGGAAGAGCUUGUGAGAAAGGGCUUGGCUAACGAGAAUGAAUACAUUCACUGCCCAUGCACCUUGCACAAUGACCAGACCAAUCUUCGAAAUGCUACUGAAAGCAUCUUUGGUGAAGGUGGAAUUGAGAAAAGGAAUGCUAUGCAACUAUUGCAUGCGCUAUCGGACUUCCAAAACGAUUUUUCUGACAAAGACCUAUACUUAGAUCUGCUAGAAGCUGCACAUCAUGAUAAAUUUCCUUCCAUUGAUGCAGGAGCCAAUUGCAACAAGGUGGAAGACAAUUGGAAUGGCUGCCAGGUACAUUCACAAGCAUUUUGCUGCCCUUGUCCACUUUGUCAGGGCCAUUUGCGACGUCGAGAGAACCCAUUUGUACAGGAAUAA
Messenger RNA from Cylindrotheca closterium, 723 nucleotides. The record is from the annotation of a GenBank genome assembly. NCBI's taxonomy places the organism in Eukaryota, Bacillariophyta, Bacillariophyceae, Bacillariales, Bacillariaceae.